Gigantopelta aegis is the source of this 1011-nucleotide messenger RNA. Its product is annotated as tigger transposable element-derived protein 6-like. The transcript is spliced from 2 exons. Gene Ontology annotation, molecular function: DNA binding. NCBI's taxonomy places the organism in Eukaryota, Metazoa, Mollusca, Gastropoda, Neomphalida, Peltospiridae. Gene Ontology annotation, cellular component: nucleus. The record is from RefSeq and is a predicted model, not a curated record. The coding region runs from base 1 to 1011 and encodes 336 amino acids.
AUGCUGCCAGAUCGACUCCUUUCUACGACGACCAACAACAAAGGCACCAAAAAAUCCAAGGACAGGAUAACAAUUGUGUUGUGUGCCAAUGCCGAUGGUUCUGACAAGUUUAAACCACUCGUGAUAGGAAAAUCUGCAAAGCCGAGGUGUUUUAAGAACUUUAAUAUAAAUUUGUAUGUGGACUACGAGGCUAACAAAAAGGCUUGGAUGAACGGGGACCUGUUUGCACGUUACUUGGAAAACAUGAACACCCAGAUGAAGCGCCAGAAAAGACACAUUCUGCUUCUCAUGGACAACGCGCCUAGCCACAUCAUUCCAAAGAAACUUUCUAACAUAAGAAUUAAUUUCCUGCCACCAACCACAACAAGCCAUCUUCAGCCACUCGAUGCUGGCAUUAUUCAAGCAUUCAAGGGACAGUAUAUAAAGAUGCAACUUCAACGACUUGUGCAGUGCAUUGACGACAACAAAACGGGAAAAGAGUUCCAGUUGCCACUCUGUGAUGGGAUUCGCUUUGUCAAACAAACAUGGGAUAUUGUUAGUGCAACGACGAUAAAAAAUUGUUGGAUCCACGCAGGGAUCAUUCCACGAGAGCCUCACGAUAAGUUACGCUGGACAGCACAUGAACUGACACCUUUGCGGGACCUCGUUGGUGACGUCACACACAGACUUGCCAUUGAAAAAGAGUUGAGAAUGGGUGUUGAUGAAUUUCUUAAUGUUGACAAAGAAACCGAGACAUUCGCCAAUCUUACUGAUGAUCAAAUUGUGCAAAGUGUGAGGAAACCUGAUGAAAAGUGUGUCGACCAGGAAGAUGAUUCUGACCCUGAACCGGAAGAAGUUCCCUCAGCGGCAUGUGCGCGAGACGCGAUCAAAACAGUUCUUCGGUUUAUAGAAGUUUGUUCCCAACUGUCAGAUAUAAUCAUAAAAUAUCUUCUGUUGGCUGGCUGUGUCUUUGGGGUGAUACAAAGAAUGUCAUCCAUGGGUUACCAACUAAAGUUGGCCAUAGGAAUCUAG